Sphaerulina musiva SO2202 is the source of this 2393-nucleotide messenger RNA. RefSeq lists its product as uncharacterized. The transcript has a single exon. Bases 502 to 1899 code for a protein of 465 amino acids. NCBI's taxonomy places the organism in Eukaryota, Fungi, Ascomycota, Dothideomycetes, Mycosphaerellales, Mycosphaerellaceae. The record is from RefSeq and is a predicted model, not a curated record.
CGGAAAAGCGAAUUCCAGCACCUUACAAUGCGUUUCUUUUUUCAGAUCCCACUGCCCGGAGGCAUUCUGCUAGCGAGAUUUGAUUCCCGUGCCGCGCUCGGCUGCUGCUGUCUCCGGAACACGGAGGCACAGCAGUGAAGGCACAGCAAUAGGCACAGCAAUGCUGUCGUAGAGACACAUCAGUAGGAGCCUAUGGCACGACAGCAGUAGGCGCCCAUGUCAGUGACAGCAGUAGGCGCCAACGGUAGCGACAACAGUAGGCGCUGACGGCAGUGACAGCACUGCUGUGCCUCCAUCAACAAAAACUCCAUUGCCGAAACAUAAAAAGAACCAUACUGAACGCUGCCUCUCUGUAGCUUCCCUCAUCUACACCGGUCUACUCACUCCUGAGAACUCAUUCGCACGAUCUACUCGCUAUUGUCAAGAAGCAGAGUGCACAUUCCGGUUGUCCAUCGAAAAUCCCACAAGAUCAUCCUCCAUUCAAGGGUACACUGUCAGACGAUGUUCCUCACCCAUCGAUUACCGGACGAGAUCCACGUCCAAAUCUUGUCCUGGCUGGAUGGAUUCAUGUCGAAUAGAACAGCCAAUUUCCGGGCUCUGUGUCUUACGAACAGGAACGGGUACCGGCUAGCAACUCCCCGCCUUUAUCAAACGAUUGGCUUUGAUGUCGAUGGAAAGGGCCGCCCUGAACAUUUGCAAAAGCUCUGUAUAGCGAUACUCUGCAACCCCACACUGCUCUCGCACGUCGAUACGUUGCACCAGUAUGUUGGAAGGAUGAUCAAACCAUCAUGUUUUCCCCUUCGCGAUCAUAUGGGACUUUGCCGAACGGCACUGAGCCAGAGUGGCUUGGACGCAAGUUGCUAUGAGCCCAUUUUGGAAGCGCUUGCCGACCCCAGAUACAUUGGCAGCAUUGGCAGCAUUGCUUUUCUAAUUGUGCUGUGUCGGAGGCUCGGAACAAGAAGUUCGGUCGGGACCUUCAAGCUUUACAUCAGGUGGCACUGGAAAGAGGAUGACAUUCUCGCUCGGACCCUGUCCAGUCUUGGCCAAAGUCCCGGCCUUUGCACUGUCAAGAAUAUCGAGCUCCAUGAUGUGAUCGAUAGGCAGCACUGUUGUGGUCUCUCGCUGGCCGAGAUCAUGGUAUUUCUGCAGCUUCCUUCACUCCGCAGUCUCGUAAUCUCGCGCCUUGGGCGUUUCGACCAAGAGCACCCUUUUACUCUGGACCUCCCGGAGAGGUUCGACAGUGCUCUGGAGUCUCUUGAAAUUCUCAUAGUAUGGUACAUGACUUACCUUGAGGCUCUCUUGGUUCUUUGUCCGAGACUCAAAUCACUGACGGUUCGCUGGCCAAAUCGAUGGUUACUUCGCCAGUACUUCGACGCAAAAAAAAUAGACGACUGGGAAAGAGAUUGGGUAAUUCUAGUCAAUGCCUUGGAAGAGCUUGAAAACCUGGAAACCUUGCAAAUCCUUCACCGCACUGAGGACUACCUCCAUUCACCAUUCCCCGGGUGGGAUGGCACUCCUCUCCGGUCCCUAUGCGGAUUAGGAACGCUGAAGGUCUUGACAAUCUCUGACAUCGCACUUGUUGGUAUUGAAGGCUUCGACCCUGGCAAUAGCUCCCAUCGCGAAGGAGAUGACUCUUUUCAACAAGCAGGCCUUGCAAGUCUCCUGCCAGAGUCACUUCGCGAAUUGACCAUCCUGCACUACGAUAUUCGCCUAGCUGGUGCCAUACGACUGCUGGCACGAGAUCCCAUGGUGGCCAAGCUAGACAAGUUCACGGUAUACCAUUGUCACCAGAUUGUAUGGACAGCCCAAGACUGGAUGGAGGAUCCCUUGUUGGCAGAGAUCCCGAAGAAUAUACGCCGCCACAUGUAUUACGAAGAGCCACCAUAUUGGGAUGAUUGAAUGCAAUCUCUCCCGGUAUUCGCAUACAGACGUGUCAACGAGAUACAGAAGUACAUUGACGAGAAACUUGUCACUCAGACUUGCAAGUCACACGUGGGACGGUGAUGCAGAGAGCGCGACAGGUGGUGGGCAUAUAGGCAUGUGGGCGUGGGCGUGGGCGUGGGCGUGAGAGUGGGCGUGGGCGUGGGCGUGGGCGUGGGCGUGGGAGUGGGAGUGGGAGUAGGCAUGUAAACGAGACUUUCGGCUGUAAUAUUCAUAACAUGUCUGGAUUAAUGCAGCGACUCGCUACGAGCAUAAGUGGACCGUAUUCGUGUUGUGAGUAGUACGAAGGAGGAUGCAAUAAAGUUUUCAUCAGGCUCAAUGUAUAGAUAACGGCGCUUUGUAGUGAUUGCAAGGAUCCCAAACCCGAACUUUGGCCAAGUCUACCAAAUCAGAUAGGGCGACUGGAAGCUUUGGGUUGAUUCUAUAGCAAUAGAGUAAGGUAUGGAUUGACC